Knipowitschia caucasica is the source of this 486-nucleotide messenger RNA. Lineage: Eukaryota; Metazoa; Chordata; Actinopteri; Gobiiformes; Gobiidae. The record is from the annotation of a GenBank genome assembly.
AUGACGCUUCUCUGUUAUGGUCAUUGCUAUGCUAGCUCUCAUGGAUUUGAUGAACUUGGGGCACCCCCCUCAACUUUGCCAACGGUUGGGACCAACUUAAUAGAAAUCAAUCUGAAGAGGAGAAAGAAGGUGACGUUAAGAGAGCUUGGAGGCUGCAUGAGUCCAAUAUGGCCAAGUUACUACAGUGAAGCCUCUUCAGUAAUGUUUAUGGUGGACGCCUCCAAUACUUCACAGAUAUCUUCAUCUUGCAUCCAACUCCUGUCACUUCUGGCAGCUGAGCCUCUUCAAGGUGUUUCUGUGCUACUAAUAUUUAACAAAAGGGACAUGCCUUGUUUAAUGGGCUUCAUAGAAAUGAAGUCACUUUUCAGAUUAGAAGAAAUUAUUGAAUUUGCCACUCAAUCGAUCACAACGUUGGAACUGAGUGCCUCCACUGGACAAGGUCUUCAGGAUGUGGUUGGCUGGUUGGAGUCAUCACCUACAAAAUGA